Molecule: messenger RNA, 2495 nt
Organism: Spinacia oleracea (spinach)
Lineage: Eukaryota; Viridiplantae; Streptophyta; Magnoliopsida; Caryophyllales; Amaranthaceae
Product: actin-related protein 5
Exons: 12
Coding region: 123-2282 (719 amino acids)
Source: RefSeq, a predicted model, not a curated record
CCAGUAAAACACUCUCCUCUUUUCCAGCUGCUGCGACGAAGUCGAAAGCUUCAUUGCAGAAGAACUGUAAAACCUCGAAUCUCAGGAGAGAGAAAGACAGAAAGAAGAGAGAGAGAGAGAAAAUGCCAUUCAUCAGCCAAAUUGAAAGGCAAACAGAUUACAAAUCGUUUCCUUCAAGCUGCCCAAUCGUCAUCGACAAUGGCGGCUCCUAUUUCCGCAUUGGAUGGGCUGGUGAGUGUGACCCCAGGGUGAUUUUCCGCAACAUUGUUCAGAGGCCUCGCCACAAAUCUACAGGAGAAACUGUCUCUGUCGUUGGUGAUCAUGAUACUGGAUUGCUGAAAUAUUUUGACUGUACUCGGUCAGGACCACGAUCAGCUUUUGAUAACAAUGUCGUCUAUCAGUUUGAAAUUAUGGAAUAUAUUCUUGACUUUGGAUUUGAUCGACUGGGUGUUGAUGGACAUGGGGUCGAUCAUCCUGUAUUGAUCACAGAAUGCCCAUGCAAUCCAGUUUCAUCACGCUGUAGAAUGGCAGAGCUUCUUUUUGAGUCAUAUGGAGUUCCUUCUGUGGCGUUUGGUGUUGAUGCUGCUUUUAGCUACACGUAUAAUCAGCGACUUGGUAUUUGUGAUAAGGAGGGCCUUGCUGUUUGCAGCGGAUUCAAUACCAGCCAUGUCAUACCAUUUGUUGAAGGAGAGCCGGUUUUUGAAGCGUGCUGCCGAAGUAAUGUUGGUGGUUACCAUGUUACUGAUUACAUGAAGCAGCUUCUUUCUCUAAAAUAUCCUCAGCACAUGGCUUUUCUUACAUGGGAGAAAGUUGAAGACCUGAAGAUGGAACACUGUUACAUUGCUCAGGACUACAGUUCAGAGGUUAAAUUGUUUCAGAACAAAACUAAAGAAGCCGAAGAAAAGACUAGGUGUUGGCAACUUCCAUUUACCCCCGCACCAGUUGAGGAGCAACCUUCUGCUGAGGAGAUUGCAAGAAAGGCUGCUUACAAGGAGAAACAAGGUCAACGAUUGCGGGAAAUGGCUGAGUCAAAGAGGGCAUCACGAAUUAACGAAUUGGAAAAUGAGUUGCGUGGUUUGGAUUUUCUUCUGAGGCAGGUGGAGAAAGUAGAUGAUGAUAGCGUUCCUGAAUUUCUUUCAGAUACUGGCUAUUUGUCUAAACAGGAAAUAGAAUCUUCUAUUUCUAAAGUAAACCAAUCUUUGCGAAGAACUAAGCGUGAACAAGUUGAACUGGAGGAGAAGGCAGAGGCAGCAACAGCUGAAAAGUUUCCACUAGUUGAUGUUCCUGAUAACAUGCUGACUCCAGAGCAGCUCAAGGAGAAAAAGAAGCAGAUCUUUCUCAAGACUACAGCUGAGGGCCGUCAGCGAGCUAGACAAAAACGUGCUGAAGAGGAACUACAAAGGGAGAAGCAUAAUCAACUAGAGGAAGAAAAGCGUUUGGAAAACCCAGAGGCUUAUUUAGAGCAGUUGCGAACCAAAUACAAAGGGCUUUUAGAAAAAGUAGAACAGAAGAAACUGUUAAAGUCAAAUGGAAACAAUUCAAAUGGAAAUCCUACAUCUGGUGGUGUCGGCCGUGGUGAGAGAAUGAAUGCUGCUAAGAAAGAGAGAAUGCGUCUUUUAACAACAGCUGCUUUUGAUCGGGGGAAAGGGGAAGACACUUUUGGUGCAAGAGAUGAAGAUUGGCAACUCUACAAACUGAUGAGUAAAGAUAAUGACGAUGAUGAUGAAGGUCCAGAUGAAGAUGAGGCAGAGUUGAUACGUAUCUCUUCUAGACUCCAGGAUAUUGACCCAACUUUCACUGCAAAACCAGAAUCUGGAUUACGCCAAACUGCUGAUGUUCCUCGCUCUCGUACUCUUACCCAGGAGGAUUUCCAGAUUUCAAUGGCGGUUGAAAGGUUCCGAUGCCCAGAAAUUUUGUUCAACCCAAAUAUAGUUGGGAUUGACCAGUCUGGAUUAGAUGAAAUGGUUGGGGUUUCUCUGAGGAGGUUUUCACCUCAGGGCAAAGGUUUGGAGGAGAAGUUAACUAGCUCUAUCCUUUUGACUGGAGGAAGUAGUCAAUUCUCGGGGUUGAGUGACCGUUUGGAAGCUGGAGUUCGCAUGAUUCGGCCAUGUGGGACCCCUAUCAGGGUGAUUAGGGCAAGUGAUCCUAUUUAUGAUGCAUGGCGAGGGGCUUCUUCAUAUGCUGCUUCUUUGCAUUUCCCGCAGCAAACUUUCACUAAAAUGGAUUACGAAGAAAAAGGGGAAGAUUGGCUUCGGACUUACAAGUUCAGGUAUUCGCUAUGACCACUUGUGCACCAGAUGAAAUGGUUUUCAAUAACAGUUAAAACAUUGGUUAAUAGUUGUAUAAAGGAAUUUUACGUUUCUUGUUUACCAACUAAUCCAUUGGAAAUAUCAUAUUAGCUAGAAAUCAAGAUGUAACUUGGCAAACUUUUGUUGUGUCAAGAUUUAGUUUUGUUAAUAGUAUUACAAAUGCCCUACAUAUGGGGAGUACUCGUA